Molecule: messenger RNA, 420 nt
Organism: Penicillium nucicola
Lineage: Eukaryota; Fungi; Ascomycota; Eurotiomycetes; Eurotiales; Aspergillaceae
Product: mediator of RNA polymerase II transcription subunit 31
Exons: 1
Coding region: 1-420 (139 amino acids)
Biological process (GO): regulation of transcription by RNA polymerase II
Cellular component (GO): core mediator complex; mediator complex
Molecular function (GO): transcription coregulator activity
Source: RefSeq, a predicted model, not a curated record
AUGGAGCCUCUUACCAACCCGCGCUUUACUCUCGAGUUGGAGUUUGUCUCUUCUCUUGCCAACCCAUAUUACCUCUCUCACCUUGCUGUCACCUAUCCCAACCUCCUGGGCGUCUCCCAUGCCGACGAUGAUGACGACUCCGCAACUUCCCCAGACGCCGAGGCAUUUGCAGCCUACCUCGCUUACCUCUACUCCUACUGGAAGACUCCUGAAUACUCCCAGUUCCUUACACACCCUGGUCCUACACUGAGGGCCCUGCGACUGCUACAGGAGGACCGGUUCCGCCGCGACAUUAUUCUCCCGCAAGUCAUUGAAGGGCUCGCCGGACUGAGCCUGCCUGUCGAACCUGCACAGGCCGAGGCUGAGGCAGAGCCUGCCGAGCAUAAGCUAGAGGAUGGUCAGAAUGGAACCAAGACCUGA